Bipolaris sorokiniana ND90Pr is the source of this 1737-nucleotide messenger RNA. RefSeq lists its product as uncharacterized. NCBI's taxonomy places the organism in Eukaryota, Fungi, Ascomycota, Dothideomycetes, Pleosporales, Pleosporaceae. Gene Ontology annotation, molecular function: (3R)-hydroxyacyl-[acyl-carrier-protein] dehydratase activity. Gene Ontology annotation, cellular component: mitochondrion. The record is from RefSeq and is a predicted model, not a curated record. The transcript has 2 exons. Bases 1 to 1737 code for a protein of 578 amino acids.
AUGCUGCAGCGGGGCGCGACCCAUUUGCCUGAGCAUUUGACCACUCCACCCGAAUACAAACUCUCGCAGACGCUGACGGGUUUCCUGCCCCGAGAAUUCUGUCAUCCUCCGGGCAGGCGAAACCUAAUAAUCCCUUUCGGCCACCAUUUGAUAUGGUUCAAUCCAUCGCUGCCUACUCACGACCUACUUCCGGAUGGAACAGACGCAUCCCAGUCACCAGGCGGUCCUUGGGUACGGCGCAUGUGGGCAGGAGGCUCAAUGCAAGCAAAGCCAGACGUUUAUUUUGAUAAGUUUCGGGGCUUCGCCGUAGACACGCCCAUGGCUGGUGUCGAGCAUAUCAAGCAUGUUCGACUGCACGGGCAAGGCGAUACUGCCAAGAUCUUCGUCACCAUUGAGCGCCGCUUUGCAAGAAUAGACGCCCUACAAGAAAGCUACAGAGCGCUCCACGGAUCGUUGGGCAGGGCCACUGGGUUGCGAAAAAUUCAAAGUUACUUCGAGGACCAACUACGCGGUGACGACGCCUGGGGCAAUGCCGUUCUCAAAGAAGAGCGCAACCUGGUCUUCUUCAAGGAACGCAGUGUUGCAGAACUCGACGCUAUCAAGUCUAGCCAGAUGGCCUCUAUUAAAUAUCUAGAUCCUCCUGGUGAUCCUCUCUUCUCUCAUUCCCUCAUUCCCAAUCGUGCCCUUCUGUUCCGUUUCUCUGCUCUCACUUUCAAUGCUCAUCUCAUUCACCUCGACCCCGACUACGCUCGUAAUGUUGAAGGUCACCGCAACCUCCUGGUUCAUGGGCCCCUCUCCCUGACACUCAUGCUGCAGCUCAUGAACAAUCAUCUGGAAACUCAUACCAAGGGAAAGCAGGUCGUGGAGUCUAUUGAGUAUCGGAAUCUUGCGCCACUGUAUUGUGACGAGGAAAUGCGCAUUUGCGGAAUGGAGAAAAAGACACUGCAAAAUGGAAGCAUAUACGACUUAUGGAUCGAAGGCCCCACAGGUGGCGUUGCUGUAAAAGGUACUGUCUACACGACAGUUCGGACACCUACUUCGGCUCCUGCGCCUACAAAUGCAUCUGGCGGGACCUCAAGAUCGAGGGAGACACGACAACGUGACCGCACAAGUGGUACACGAGCGAGACUGAAUAACCAAAAUGACGGAGAAAAACCUGCUUGGCGGCAGCUGAAUCUAAGAACUGAAAAAGCGAAGCCAACCAGAAGCGGCGAAGCAACUGGAUCAGCGGCAACCCCGAGCCUCAAUGCAAUUUCAGUGUCUGAACCUUCAGCUCAGCCCGAAGGUGAGAAACCAAUUGAACCUUUGUCUAAUGAAACAACUCCUCAACCACCCUUCAGAGAAGUAACUGCAUCUUUGAUGCGCGUACCUGGCCGAGUGUCUCAUCGUAGGCCUACUCGCCUCAGAAGCCAUCAAUUCAUCUCUCCUCCCACCAAAGCUGCAACACCUAUCCGACCUGUCCAACCUUAUGUUCCGGCAAAGCCAGUCAUUUCAAGACAAACUCAGCAACUUUUGCGCCGACUCUUCCGCGAGACCACGUCUUCUGUUCGCAUGCGACCCUUGCCGCUUGCCCGCAAGUAUGCUGCAUCGCCGUAUACAGAUGAAUCGUGGAGGGUCUUGAGAGGGAGCCGAUUUUUAAGAGAAGGCGUAAGGAGGGUCGAGAGGCCAAGGAUCAGGUAUGAGGGAGAGCGUCUGGCUCGUUGGCGUUGGAGACGAUGGUUGAUGGAUCACAACUAA